Molecule: messenger RNA, 1030 nt
Organism: Lolium rigidum
Lineage: Eukaryota; Viridiplantae; Streptophyta; Magnoliopsida; Poales; Poaceae
Exons: 1
Coding region: 95-841 (248 amino acids)
Molecular function (GO): protein binding
Source: RefSeq, a predicted model, not a curated record
GCUCCUCUCUCCAGUCUCCACGACCCCUGUUCCUGUUCGUCGCUUGCAAACUCAAACCUUGGCAAUCUCCGCGCCGCAAACCCUAGCCGCCGCCAUGGCCUUCCUCGCCGGCGCAUCCUCCGUCCGCAGCCCCUUCUCCCUCGCCUUCCCCUCCCGACGACGGUACGAUCUCCCGACGGUUGUCAAAGCCACCGCCGCCAGCUCCAAUUCGGUCUCCCCCCACCCCCUCAUCUCCUCCCUCCGCCUCGCCGCCUCCGCCGCGGUCCUCCUCGCGGCCACCUCCCCGGCCAUCGCCUGCACGCCCUCCCCGCCUCCUCCCCCUGCCCUCACCGCCACCGUCUCACCCGAUGACGCCGUCCAGGACGACUCCGAGUCCCACCCCUUCGAGAAGCUCAUCGUCGAGACCGCCGCCCUCUCCCGUUUCGGCGGCGCGGAGGCCGCGCUGGCCCGCCUCUCCGCCGCCGGGGUCGGCGAGCACUGCGCCCGCCUCCUCGCGGCGCAAGCGCUCUUCGUGGACGGCAAGGUGGACCAGGCGAUCGCCGCCUUCGAGGAGCUCGCGCGGGAGGACCCAAGCGACUACCGUCCCCUCUUCUGCCAGGGCGUGCUGUACUCUGUUCUAGGCAGGGCGGCGGAGUCGGAAUCGAUGCUCGAGCGCUGUCAGGUGAUCGCCGGCGACAAAUUCGUCACUAAUUUCGCAAUGCCGGUCUCAGAAGCAGAGCCAGAGGCCGAGCCCAUCACGGAGAAGACGGAAACGGAGGCGGAGGGGGAAACAGAAGCUGAGGCAGAGGCAGCGUCUGUGACAGAGAAGAUCGAAACAGAGGCCGAAGGGGAGAAGCUGUGAGUGGAUUGGAGGUGUGAUCCUCCCUAAAUAAGGUAGGCAUUUAGUCUUUUCCGUUGAAAGAAAAAUAUAGGAUUGAAUGCACAAUGCUCUAGUGAUACCAUAUAAUCAUACAAACAAAGAGAAAUUCCAAAUGGCGUUGCCUGUUUUGCGAUUCUGAUAUGUAGACCACGAGAAAAGAUAUUCAAUGUA